GGAGCAUUGUUACCUCAACUCACUGAAGUGAAACUGAAGUGGACAGACUUACAGUAUUGCAGCACUGAACAGACGCACAUAUCAAGAAUCUGUUUCUAAAAGUAUGCACCAGUUAGACAGAACAUCAAGACUAAUACACACAGUGUAGAAAUGGUUGUUUCCUGUGUUCUAUCUGUCUGGAUGUGUUCUCUGAUUCUGUCUCUAUUCCAUGUGGACACAACUUCUGCAAGGCCUGUAUCACCAAGUACUGGGACAACAGUGACCUGUGUCAAUGUCCCAUGUGCAAGGAGAAGUUCUUUAGGAGACCUGAGCUUCAUGUCAACACUUUCAUCUCUGAGAUGGCUGCUCAGUUCAGGAAGUCAGUGAAAGAUAAACCCAACAGCCAAUACCUACGACCAGCCAGAUCUGGAGAAGUGUCAUGUGACAUCUGUACAGGUACCAAGCUCAAGGCCCUAAAGUCCUGUCUAGUGUGUCUGGCCUCUUACUGUGAGACUCACCUGGAGCCUCAUCAGAGAGUUGCAGCCUUGAAGAAACACAAGCUGAUGGACCCUGUGGAGAACCUGGAGGACAGGAUGUGUCAAAAGCAUGAGAGACCCCUGGAGCUGUUCUGUAGGACUGACCAGACGUGGAUUUGUGUCAUGUGCACGAGAACAGACCAUAAGACCCAUGACAUUGUCACUUUAAAGGACAAGUACAGACCAAAAAAGAAUGAUCUGUGGAAGAUGAUGGCUCAGAUGAACCAGAUGAUGGAAGAAAGAUCUAAGAAAUUUCAGGAGAUCAAACUCUCAGUAGAGACCAGCAAGAGAGAUGCAGAGAGAGAGAUAUCAGACAGUGUUCAUGUCUUCACAGCUCUGGUGCACUCCAUUGAGAGAAGCCAGGCUGAGCUCAUUGAGGUGAUGGAGGAGAAGCAGAAAGCAGCAGAGAAACAGGCUGAAGGGUUGAUUCAAGAUCUGGAGCAGGAGAUCACUGAGCUGAAGAGGAGAAGCUCUGAGCUGGAGCAGCUCUCACACACUGAGGACCACCUCCACCUGCUGCAGAGCUUCCCAUCCCUGAGCACCCCUCCACACACCAAGGACUGGUCUGAGAUCAGUGUCCACAGUGGUCUGAGUGUGGGGGCAGUGAGGAGAGCUGUGUCUCAGCUGCAGGAGACACUCAAUAAAGAGAUGGAGAAGCUGUCUGACACUGAACUGAAGAGGAUUCAGCAGUAUGCAGUGGAUGUGACUCUGGACCCUGAUACAGCACAUCCCAAACUCAUCCUGUCUGAGAAUGGGAAACAAGUGAGGUGUGAAGACAUAGAGCAGGAUCUCCCUGACAACCCAGAGAGGUUUGAUUGUUGUCCCUGUGUCCUGGGAAAGCAGGGCUUCUCCUCAGGGAGGUUCUACUAUGAGGUGCAGGUUGAGGGGAAGACUGAGUGGGAUCUGGGAGUGGCCAGAGAGUCCAUCAACAGAAAGGGGCUGAUAACACAGAGUCCUAACAAUGGAUAUUGGACUGUAUGUCUGAGGAGUGGAGAUGAGUACAAGGCUCUGGAUGUCCCCCGUGUCCUCCUCUCCCUGAGACAGAUGCCCCAGAAGGUGGGGGUGUUUGUGGACUAUGAGGAGGGUCUGGUCUCCUUUUAUGAUGUGGAGGCCAGGUCUCAUAUCUACUCUUUCACUUGCUGCACCUUCACUGAGAAACUUUAUCCACUCUUUAGUCCUGGUCUGAAUCAUGGAGGUGACAACGUUGCCCCUCUAAUCAUUACUCCUGUCAAGGGGCGGAUCUAAAGAUUUUCGUUCGGGGUGGCAAUGGGGUGGCAGAAGGAAGUUGUUGGAUAGCCUCCUGGAGGCGAAUCAAAACCCAAAGUUGGGGGGUACAGUACACCCUAUGGUAAAUGAUUAGGCUAUGACAUUGUAGUUUAAAUUAAACAGUAACAUUGAUAUCAUGU
Molecule: messenger RNA, 1921 nt
Organism: Hypomesus transpacificus
Lineage: Eukaryota; Metazoa; Chordata; Actinopteri; Osmeriformes; Osmeridae
Product: zinc finger protein RFP-like
Exons: 2
Coding region: 279-1760 (493 amino acids)
Molecular function (GO): protein binding; zinc ion binding
Source: RefSeq, a predicted model, not a curated record